Molecule: messenger RNA, 1962 nt
Organism: Aspergillus versicolor CBS 583.65
Lineage: Eukaryota; Fungi; Ascomycota; Eurotiomycetes; Eurotiales; Aspergillaceae
Product: acyl--CoA ligase
Exons: 3
Coding region: 137-1831 (564 amino acids)
Biological process (GO): secondary metabolic process
Molecular function (GO): CoA-ligase activity
Source: RefSeq, a predicted model, not a curated record
CUUGAUCGGGUCGAUGUAGCCGCUGGUUGCCUUGACUCGGUCCAUGAUGUUGCCUCUAUAUAUUAGUUAUGCGUAUUGACAGACCAUUCAUGCCACCACCGUAUCCACAACUUGAGGAAAUACAAAGUCCUUCAAUAUGCCAGUUUCUUCCACCUUCCCCCCAAUCGACAUUCCCAACGUCGAUAUAUGGAGCUUUCUCUUCGAACGAAAAGACAGACCCUACCCAGAUGAUAAGAUCAUAUACCAGGACGCCGAGACACAACGCCACUACACCUACCAGACUCUGAAGCAACGCAGUCUUACGUUUGGACACGGCCUGCAAAUAACUUUCCAAUGGAAGCAGGGUGAUGUACUCGCGCUGUUCUCCCCUAAUAGCAUUGACACCCCGGUCGUAACAUGGGGGACGCUGUGGGCCGGGGGAAUAAUAUCUCCUACGAACCCUGUGUACACAGUCGAUGAACUCGCAUUUCACCUGCGCGACUCUGGCGCGAAGGCACUAGUUACUUAUAUGUCAGUGCUAUCAGUUGCAAAGGCAGCUGCUAAAAAGGUGGGACUGCCAGAGGACCGUAUCCUCCUCCUUGGAGACCACCACGACCCGGAAAACAGAACCAGGCACUUCUCCUCAAUCGGAACUCUUCCUAGGAUGAGCGCAGAGCGCCCGAUUGUCGAGCCCUCGAGAACAUGUGCCUUCAUCGUUUACUCGUCAGGUACAACGGGGCCCCCGAAGGGCGUUGCGUUAUCGCACCGAAACAUCGUUUCCAAUGUUCUACAGGCGAGCGCCGGCGAGGGAGGAAACCUUACCUGGAACGGCGGCAGCGACGGACAGGGCGAUCGAGUUCUGGGUUUUGUGCCUUUUUCUCACAUAUAUGGGCUCCUGCGUCUCCUCCACGCCCCCUUGUAUACUGGGUAUCAGGUAUUUGUAAUGGAAAAGUUCGAAAUUGAGAAAUGGUGCGCGUAUAUCCAAAACUACCGCAUCACGUUCAGCUACGUCGUUCCCCCAGUGGUACUGCUUCUGACCCAGCACCCGGCCGUGGAAAAGUACCAUUUGUCGAGCCUGCGGAUGCUAAACUGUAGCGGUGCACCGCUCACACUGAAACUUGUUGAAGCCACAUACGCGCGCUUAGGUGUUGGGAUCAAGCAGGGAUACGGCUGCACGGAAGUCAGUCCAACAAGCCACAACCAGUCCUGGGAAGACUGGCAUAGCACGAUUGGCUCAGUGGGUAAAUUGCUGCCGAAUAUGGAGGCCAAGUACAUGAGUAUGCCAGAGGAGGGAAUCGACUCGGAACCAGCAGAAGUCAAAACAGGCGAAGUGGGCGAGCUGUUUCUACGCGGCCCAAAUGUCUUUUUGGGGUAUCAUAAUAACCCCCAGGCCACUGCCCAGACGCUUUCGGCAGAUGGGUGGCUUCGGACUGGCGACGUGGGCUACCAGGAUGAGAAUGGGCACUUUUACAUUACUGAUCGUGUGAAGGAGCUGAUCAAGUACAAUGGGUUUCAAGUUGCUCCGGCAGAGCUAGAGAGUAUUCUAGUACACCAUGAUGCCGUUGCUGAUGUGGCAGUGAUUGGAAUUCAGAGCGAAGAGCACGGUACCGAAGUCCCGCUUGCUUUUGUCGUUCGCAGUGAAAAUAGCAUUUCUUCUGGAACCCCAGCGGAAGAGGAAGCUCGGAAUAUUGCUCGAUGGUUGGAAGAUAGGGUUGCGUACUACAAGCAGUUGCGAGGCGGCGUUCACUUUGUUGAUAGCAUUCCAAAAAGCCCCAGCGGGAAGAUCCUGAGACGGCUGCUCAAGAAUCAGGUACAAGAGACGUUCAGCAAAGGAGUUAGUGCGAGGUUGUAGAUAUAGCUCAUUUAGCUCGGUUGGAUAUCUUCGCGUUUAGAUGUUCCAUCAGAUAGAUUAUGCCGCCAGUGUGAUGCUCAAGACGACAUACCAAUCUACCUAGACGACGAAAAGUGGGCACUUUCCGCCAG